AUGGCGACGCCUUCGCCGACAUCUUCUCCUCCGUCCGAUUCAAGCCCUAGUUUUGCCGCUACUUCGCCGCAGAAAAAUCCACAACCCUCGACCUCCUCCCAAUCGCAAAACACCCCCGUGGCCCUAGCCGCAUCGACCUCCUCCGCCGUGGCAAGAAAAAGCCAGCCGGUGCUAUGGACCCAAGACGAGACUCUCCUCCUAAUCGAAUCCCACAAGGAUAAAUGUUACUCUUCUGAGAUUAGGUCUUUUGCUGAGAGAGUAAUGGUUAUGGAGAAGAAAAAAAUGGAGUUUGCUGAAGAGACAGUGAAGCUGCGUAAGGAGAUGGAGAUCAAACGGGUGAAAUUGAUUCAGAGUUCUCAUGCUCAGCUUCUUCAGGCUCUCAAUACUUUACUGUCUUAG
Molecule: messenger RNA, 399 nt
Organism: Brassica rapa (field mustard)
Lineage: Eukaryota; Viridiplantae; Streptophyta; Magnoliopsida; Brassicales; Brassicaceae
Source: RefSeq, a predicted model, not a curated record